Messenger RNA from Saccharomycodes ludwigii, 1650 nucleotides. Its product is annotated as HAD family hydrolase. Gene Ontology annotation, molecular function: phosphoprotein phosphatase activity. NCBI's taxonomy places the organism in Eukaryota, Fungi, Ascomycota, Saccharomycetes, Saccharomycodales, Saccharomycodaceae. Gene Ontology annotation, cellular component: plasma membrane. The record is from RefSeq and is a predicted model, not a curated record. Bases 1 to 1650 code for a protein of 549 amino acids. The transcript has a single exon.
AUGGGUUUUAUAUCCAACAUAUUAUGUUGUGCCUCUUCUAGUGUCUCUUCGCUGAAGGGAACAAAAACAACUGUCGGGAAUACUACCCUAACUGCCACUCCUAGCAACAAUGUCAAUAAAUCACGUACUACUGCCGCAAGUUCGAGCGAUGUGAAUGUCUACAGUACUAAAUCACAUCCUUCUAAUAAAUCUACUAGUACUACUGUUGCUACAUCCAUUUCUCAUCGUAACCAUUCUCAUUCCCAUCACAGUCGUCACAGCACUGGUAAUGUUAACGGCAACACAAAAGAUAUGGUGACAAAGCCUACUAAUGUUCAUAGUCAUGCACAUAUUCAUAAUAAUAGUAGUAGCAGUAAUAUUGACAACAAGGACAGCAAUAAGGACAGUAGCUCCAAUUCCACCACAAAUGAUCAUACCAACAACAGCAACAGUAAUAUUUCUAAUCAUCAUAGUCAUAGUACUCCUCACUUACACAACCACGGAAGCGCAGUCACUAAUGUUUCUAAUUCUUCUGAUACUGUAACUACGAAUACCCGUGGAAAUGACAAUAGCCAUGAUAGCAGUAAUAGUAGUGCCAAUAAUAACAACAAUACAAAGGAGACAACCAUAGUAACACAAGCCAUCGAGGAUGAAGAUGAAGAUGAUGAAGACGAUAAUGAACGAAUGGAUAUUGAUAAAGAUGAUAAACGUACAUACACUGCUACAACCACUGCCACAACCAGUACUUUAAGUACUGGCACAAGCAAUACAGAUAACGACACCAAGUUUUCAUCCUCAUUGGACGAAGAUAACCACAUUAAUAACACUUAUGUGUCCAGUGUCCCAAAGGACUCCUCUGUAGUAAUAGCAGAUAAAUCUUCCAACAUAACUAACCCUCCACCUGAUUCUUCAAGUUUUGUUCCCGCUUCAAGUAGUGACGGAAACAACAGCAACUACUAUAACAUCGACGAGGAGUACCAGUAUGACGAUUUAUCAUAUGACGAAAACAACGAUAGUAUCUUUCCUCCCCCAAUGCUAGAUUUAACUGCUUUACAACCGGGUCAAGCUCAUGCCCCCAAUUGCACCACGUUACUCCCACCAAAGGACGUUACCAGGUUUGGUAACAGAAAAUGCUUGGUUCUAGAUUUAGACGAAACUUUGGUACACUCUUCAUUUAAAUAUUUGAGAACUGCUGAUUUUGUUAUACCUGUGGAGAUCGACGGCCAAGUUCACAAUGUAUAUGUAAUUAAAAGGCCUGGCGUGGAUAAAUUCUUAGAGGUUGUGGGUCAGUUAUAUGAGGUUGUUGUUUUUACUGCUUCUGUAUCAAGAUACGGUGACCCAUUGUUAGAUAUAUUAGACAACAAGCCUCAAAAUAGCAAAGACGGUCAUUAUACUGGUAAGCAGAACGUUCAUUACAGACUAUUUAGGGAUUCGUGCUAUAAUUACGAGGGCAAUUAUGUCAAGAAUUUGUCUCAACUAGGCCGUCCAUUAAGCGAUAUUAUCAUAUUAGAUAAUUCUCCUGCUUCGUAUAUUUUUCAUCCUCAACAUGCUGUUCCUAUAUCAUCCUGGUUUAGUGAUUCACAUGAUAAUGAAUUGUUGGAUAUUUUGCCUAUUUUGAACGACUUGAGUGGUGUACCGGAUGUCUCAAAAAUAUUAGAUGUUACCAUAUAA